AUGGGUCCAACCGAACGAGAAAUUAAAUUACUCUCCUUGAAAGGUAUACUAAAGCUUCGAGCGGAAUAUGUCUCGGAAGUGAGUAAAAUUGAAGACUUAGUCAAGGAACUCAAGAUCAAGAGUGAGAACCACGAAAUAAAAGAGCAAGAAUAUACUGAUGCCGUCAUUAUAUUGAAAGAGACAAAAGAGCUUAUACCUUUAGCUACAGAAAAGGUGAAAGAAAUGGCGGAAGAUUUGCGAAGUAUCGUCAAUGGUGAUCAUACAGAAGCAUUGGAUCGGUUAUUGUCAGAAGCAGACGAGGUCUGCAGUUUAUAG
Messenger RNA from Pichia kudriavzevii, 315 nucleotides. RefSeq lists its product as uncharacterized. Gene Ontology annotation, molecular function: beta-tubulin binding. The transcript has a single exon. Gene Ontology annotation, biological process: post-chaperonin tubulin folding pathway; tubulin complex assembly. Lineage: Eukaryota; Fungi; Ascomycota; Pichiomycetes; Pichiales; Pichiaceae. The record is from RefSeq and is a predicted model, not a curated record. Bases 1 to 315 code for a protein of 104 amino acids.